UACAGUUCGCAUUGUGAACCGAGUCGAGUCCCUCUGCUUCUCUGCUUGUUGUUAGUAAACAAAGUUAUUAAUCAAUAUUGAACACAGCUGUGUUAUUGUUAUCUACCUACCUACGCAAGACAAAUCUGUAGAGAAUUUACAUUGGAUUUCUUUCUUCUCAUUGUUCUGAUGAACGUGUCGUUACAGCGCGCAAAAUACACCAUCUACCUAUCCCUCCUCCUCCUACAUCAUACCCGCAUGUCCACUUCUGUUAGUACGGUACGGAGUAAGCCACCAACGGGGAGGCUUGGCCCUACGCUCUAUCUCCAUACCCAGACCAGCCAAUUUGCCCAUUCUCCCUAACACAACUCGCUUAGCAAGAAUGCGUUAGGGAAUGCGUACUGUGUACUAGCAAGACCCCUGAAUAGGGCGGGAUGCAUGAGCUGGUUGAAACUACGUUUUAUUUUCUACAUCUGUAUUGUUUCUAGUUGUGAGAAAGAAGGCUGUGCUGAUUGAUGGGAUAAUCCGAUAGGGAAUAUUGUGUGAUGGGGAAGCGAAAUUAUGAGUGGUGAUCUUGGGCGAAGAAUGUCGAUCUGGGGGGGAGAGUGGAGUUCAGUGAGGCCUUGUUGAAAGUAUGAAUGGAAUAAAGUAAAGAAGGUGAUGGAAAGAGAAGAGUGGGAGAUGAGGUUCAGAUUUAGACAUCUGUAUCUAUGGGAACGACGGGGGUGAUCGAAUGAAUAUAUACGAAUUUUACGUUCCGAACACAAAUGAAACUCGAGAUUUGAAACCACAUCAAUCAAGCCAACAACGCCUAAACCCAUAACAGCCAUCUUCCCGGUCAUUGAUAAGAAGAGACGCGAUUUCAUACUCCCUACAGCAUCGUGGCAAAGAGUCUGUACCAUGUGAAAUAACCUUUUUCGGCGUUAAAAGUCAUAGCGAAUCUUUUGACGUCCAAGCUAGAAGUAUCAAAAUUGCUUCUAGCGCGCUCUUAUCUCUGGCUCGUGAUCUUCCAUUUCAUCUUAGAAACGUGCUCCCGGAAAUGUUAAUUUUUGGUAUACAAGAAUAAACUUCCCACUGAAAGUUGGCUAUUUUACUCAUCCUCUCAUCUUGCAUUUCAUGUGCUAUCUCUCCAAAAUUCGCCCCGAUCGCCAUCCCGUUAAUUAAAUUCGCUGGUGCGCUUAAUACUUCCUUCGUUCGAGCCUAUCAUGAUAUAAGAAUUGUCGGUACAUGCACGAGAAUUCUCUUGCAGAAUAUUGCAUAGGGGAACCGUGAAUAAAAAACGACUGAGAAACACGAAAUGCACUCACUAUUGGUGGAAUCGGCGACUUGGUUCCCGUUUGUGGUGUUGAUUCUAAUCCUCAGAUAUAUUUCGAGAUGGCUACAACUUGGGUCGGUAAAGAAUUACCAACUACAAGAUUAUGUUAUGCUCGUUGUGUUUCUCUUCUACACUACUCUCAUGGUAUCUAUAAACAUUGUAUUCAAUUUAGAUACAAAUCUCAUCUCACCAGCUGAUAUUCCACAACUCACUCCUGAAUCAAUUGCAUCUCGUGUGAAAGGCAGCAAACUCGUGCUCGUAGUGGAACAGUCAAUGAUCAUGACUAUUUGGGGUGGCAAAGCUUGUUUGUUGUUAAUGUAUAUGCAGAUGAUGCAGGGUAUUAAACCCCACAAUUUCAUUGUAAAACUAGUCGCCACAUACGUGGGUACAAGCUUGGUGGUCAUGGAGGUUCUUUAUUUUGGGGUAUGGUGCAGACCAUUCUCAAACUAUUGGGCAGUCCCUACUCCGAAUGAACAGUGCUCAACAGCUCUUCAUCACUUGAUAGUAAACGCAACAUUCAACAUCAGUUCCGAUCUCAUGAUGUUGUUUCUACCAAUGCCGAUGGUCAUCAAGGCACAGCUCCCUACCCUGAAGAAAGCGCUUCUCAUCAGCGUCUUCUCCCUUGGCACGUUUGCCAUCAUAUCUGCUGCAGCUAAUAAAUAUUAUUCCUUCGUGCAUCCUUUUGGUGUGAUGUGGACCUACUGGUAUAUAAGAGAAGCAUCAACUGUGAUGCUCGUGACCAAUAUACCGAUGUGUUGGCCAUUGGCAAGAAAACUAUUUGGUUGGAGAUCGUGGUCUGGAACUAGUGAAGGCACCAAGUCAAAGAGCAGAGCGGCUCCUAAGAGAUACUUCACCAACGCGACCAGUUCAAGAUUCGGGAACAAAAGAGACAACUCGAUGUAUAGAAGUGAAAGUAGAGAUGUAAUAAUACACGGAAGUACACAAGAUGGUUCAGCAAUAGGGCUGGAAAUAUGGGAAAGUAGGGAAGUGAGUGUAAAAACUGAGCAAAAGAACCCCAGAGAAGAACGUAUCAAGAAUACAACAGCCGUCACUGUCAUUGGGUCGAGAGGCAGUUCGGGCGAACAAGAACAAGGAAGGAGUAAUUCGAGAACAGAGAGUCGACAAGAUAUAGGCCAUGCAGUAUAAUUGUCUACUUAGAAAUGAAAUAAAAAUGUAAUAGACAAAAUCCAGGGUUAGAGAGCUUUAGAUUCAUAUACAUCGUGAUAUUUAC
Molecule: messenger RNA, 2525 nt
Organism: Botrytis deweyae
Lineage: Eukaryota; Fungi; Ascomycota; Leotiomycetes; Helotiales; Sclerotiniaceae
Exons: 9
Coding region: 1277-2440 (387 amino acids)
Source: RefSeq, a predicted model, not a curated record